Molecule: messenger RNA, 1506 nt
Organism: Torulaspora globosa
Lineage: Eukaryota; Fungi; Ascomycota; Saccharomycetes; Saccharomycetales; Saccharomycetaceae
Gene: RRP3
Product: RNA-dependent ATPase RRP3
Exons: 1
Coding region: 1-1506 (501 amino acids)
Molecular function (GO): RNA helicase activity; nucleic acid binding; ATP binding
Source: RefSeq, a predicted model, not a curated record
AUGACAGCCGAGAAAAAAGCGAGAAAUGGAGCGGUCAAGAAGAGCAAGGCCAGCAAGAGCAGUGAGCUAUCUUCACUAGCGGCCAAGAUCAAGGCAAAAGCCCUUGAGAAUCAGAAAAAGCUGCAGAAUCGUGAGGAUUCAGAUUCGGAGAGUGCCGAGGAAGAUAAAAAGGCUGUCCGGGAUGUACAGACGGAUUCUAAGGGCACGCAGGAAGAGACAAGGGAUGAAGAUGAGGUUCUCGAGUCGUUUGCUGACCUCAAUGUUGUUCCUGAACUUCUCCAGGCUUGUAAAAACCUGAACUUUACGAAACCGACGCCGAUCCAGGCUAAGGCAAUCCCUCCAGCGUUGGAGGGUAAGGAUAUUAUUGGUUUGGCACAGACGGGUUCAGGUAAGACGGCCGCGUUUGCGAUUCCUAUUCUUAAUAAAUUGUGGCACGACCAGUCGCCGUACUAUGCCUGUAUCUUAUCUCCCACCAGAGAACUGGCGCAGCAGAUUAAGGAAACGUUUGAUUCGCUGGGGGCUAUUAUGGGAGCACGUACUACAUGCAUCGUCGGUGGUAUGAACAUGAUGGAUCAGGCGAGAGACCUAAUGCGCAAGCCGCAUAUCAUCAUUGCAACGCCGGGUAGAUUGAUGGACCAUUUGGAGAAUACGAAGGGGUUUUCAUUGCGGAAGCUCAAGUUCCUGGUGAUGGACGAGGCGGACAGGCUACUCGAUAUGGAGUUUGGGCCUGUCCUAGACAGAAUAUUAAAAAUUCUUCCCACACAGGGCAGAACUACGUAUCUUUUCUCUGCGACAAUGACGUCGAAGAUUGAAAAGUUACAGAGAGCUAGUUUAACUGAUCCAGUGAAAUGCGCUGUCUCCAAUAAAUACCAAACUGUCGAUACCUUGGUGCAAACUUUGAUGGUUGUACCGGGCGGCUUGAAGAACACCUACCUGAUAUAUCUGUUGAACGAAUUUGUGGGAAAGACCAUCAUUGUGUUCACCAGGACCAAAGCUAAUGCAGAAAGAAUAUCAACCCUAUGCAAUCUGCUGGAAUUCAGCGCCACAGCCUUACACGGUGAUUUGAACCAGAAUCAGAGAACCGGUGCUUUAGAUCUAUUCAAAGCAGGUAGAAGAUCUAUUCUUGUGGCUACGGAUGUGGCCGCCAGAGGUCUGGAUAUUCCUUCUGUCGAUAUCGUUAUCAAUUAUGAUAUUCCAGUCGAUUCCAAGUCUUAUAUCCACCGUGUCGGCAGAACUGCCAGAGCCGGGCGGUCAGGUAAGUCAAUUUCCCUUGUAUCCCAGUAUGAUCUCGAACUGAUAUUACGUAUAGAAGAGGUGUUGGGCAAGAAACUACCGAAGGAGAGUGUGGACAAGGAUAUGAUUAUGUCAUUGAGGAAUUCAGUGGAUAAGGCCAAUGGAGAAGUGAUUAUGGAACUUAACAGAAGGAGCAAGGAAAAAGCUGCAAGAGGUGGUGGAAGACGCGCGAGAAUGGCAGCCAAAAUGGAUAUGGACAAAGAGGAACGCUGA